Messenger RNA from Esox lucius (northern pike), 4052 nucleotides. RefSeq lists its product as uncharacterized. The transcript has 25 exons. Bases 286 to 3516 code for a protein of 1076 amino acids. NCBI's taxonomy places the organism in Eukaryota, Metazoa, Chordata, Actinopteri, Esociformes, Esocidae. Gene Ontology annotation, cellular component: nucleus. The record is from RefSeq and is a predicted model, not a curated record. Gene Ontology annotation, molecular function: ubiquitin conjugating enzyme activity. Gene Ontology annotation, biological process: protein polyubiquitination.
CCGGUGCGCACGCCACACCGCCCAAGCUCCAGCCGGAAAACGCUCCUGACAAAAAAACAUCCGGAUAGAACUUCAAUUUGGCUCCAUAUGGAAUGUAAAUUCAACCGUAUCCAGUUAGACAACCAAUCACAUUAAUGCGUCAGGCUAGAUGUGCCUUUACGUUUGAAUACGUCUCAUCCACCAGAGGAAUUUUGUUUGUGCUUUUCUUUUGAUGUCGUGGUGCAAAACCGUCAUCUUUAGAAGUAUUGUCUUUUUUAAAACCGGAGUUACUCAAAAGCAACUCAGAUGGAUAUGGUAUUAAACCUUCUCCAGCAGUACAGGCUGGAUGCCUACCAUGACAAAUUCCUCACUUUGGGCGUCCAAGAUGAGAGAGAUUUCACUGAUGGUGUGAAUGUUGAAGAUCUAGACAAAAUGGGUUUCAGUCAAGUGGAGAAGAAUCGCUUUGAAAAGAUGAGGGAUUUCAUCCGAGGACUCAGUGCCCCACAGCAAGCAGUGGCUGUUCGAAAACCAAAGCAGGCUUUCCGUCUGUGGUACAUGUACCCCCGUUGUCCUGAGCCCAAAGACCUCCAAGACCUGGAUCCGGACCUAGACACAGUUGAUGAUCUGAUGUUGAAGAUUGGUCGCCAGGAGAACAUUGGAAACUCUACAGCUGUGUGCCUCUUCACAUUCGAGGGAAUGCCAUUAACUGAUGAUCCUUUCUUCAACACAUGGUCUUUGAAGGACAGGCACAUAGAAAAUGGAAAUGAGCUUUAUGCCAUAUUUACACCCAAGGAGAACUUGAGUCCAGCUUUGCCAAUUCAACCCAAAGAAAUGACAGACACGUUGGACAAGGGCAAUGUUCGAUGUCACGUCAUGCUCAAGGGGGACUAUGAGGUCACGGUGGACUUGGCAAGGGGCACCCUAUGUGAUUUGAGACAGAAGCUUUCAGAUAAAAGUGGAAUCCCCGCAAAUGUUCUUCUUUACAAAAGUGAACUUGGCGGUGUUGGACAAACUUUGCAAGAGGCUGGAAUUGAUGGGGAAUCGACUGUGCACUUUUAUUUGUCCUCAUUCCCUGAUGAGUACCAUCAAGACAAGAACAGCAACUUCUUCUGUGAUGUUGUGCCCUUAGUGGAACAAACCCAGAAAGGACUCAGUGCUUUUUUUUCUUCACUUUAUGCCAAUGCAAUGGAAAGGGUGGCUGAUGAUCGACAUGAGGAAGUGUCUACAUAUAUUCGAAAGCUCAGUGGAUGCAGUCCUUUGGCCCAAAGUCUGUAUACUGUGUUGCACAGAAAUGAGAUUGGAACAAGGACUCAGAAGAUUGCCAUUGUUGAAGGUCUUUACACCCUAUUCCGAGAGCUCUUGCCAAGUAUCCACAAAAGAAGAGGUGAUAAGAUCAUUAGAGACUCUGAGGUCUUUGAGAAUGCGCCAGUUUGCUGGGCCUACUUGUUUUCUAAUGCAAAGAAAGAGAAUUUUCCACAUGAUGUCUACGUACCAGUAGUCUUGACCUUUGAACGGAAAGAACGGUUCCGUGAACCCGUUAAAGUUCCUGGAACAACAGUUGUCUUUGAAAGAGAGUAUGUCCUGCAGAAAAUCAAAGAUGGAGAGAGAAUUCCACACUGCUCUGUCAAGAACCUGAAAGAGUCAUCAAUUUCGAGAGCCACUGAUGUUGAAAAGAUUUUGCUCAGUCUGCCUCCAUUCAUCAAAACCUUUCCCAAGUGGGAUCCAUCUGGAUUUGUGACUAGUCAAAACUUUCAGAUUGAUGUUGCUGAGACGUUUGCCGAGAUGAGCGAAGAAGUGAAAGAAUACUGUCAUUUAAUGGUGACUCCUCCUCUACACUUGAAGGAUGUUGGAGUGACAGGACCACGUCUCAUUCUCUUGGAAGAAGAUAACCUUGGUGUUUAUUAUUGUAAACUAAAAGGUUCACCUCAGGAUAUCAUAGUUUUUGAUUGCUUAGCCAUGAAAAAUAAAACGAUCGAUCCGGACAAGUUGGCAAAUACAAUGAGAGACACCAGAAGUGACCAGACUUUCAUGAUCACCAGGACGCCAAAGGAGGCAAUACUGGUGAUGGUGGAUUCAAGCUCCUCCAUGAACGAGACAUCCUAUGACUCAGAUGACAAAAUGACACGGUUGGACGCUGUGAAACAGCUCUUUGAUAACUUUGCAACCAGAACCAUGGCUUACAAUUUCCAUCAUGUCAUUGGCUUGGUGAAGUUUGACACCUCAGUUAAAACUCUCCACACGUUUACAGAGAAUUUAGAGACCUUUAAGGAACAUGUACACACCCUCAAGGCCGAUGGCUGCACUGUUCUUUACGACGCCUUAAAACGCGGCAUGUUACAACUGAAAGAAGUUGGCGAGCAGUUCCCAGACUGCAGACUUCGCAUCAUAUGUCUCACAGAUGGGAAUGACGACGGGUCCAUGACGGAACCCGAUGCUGUCGCCACCAGACUCAUGAGAUUGAACAUCGUCGUUGAUUCCAUCAUUGUUGGAAAGGCGGACAACAAUGUGCUGCGCGGAAUCAGCAAUGCGACAGGAGGAUGUUGUUUCAAACCAGAGAACAGUAAAGCUGGGCUGAAGCUCUUUGAAAUGGAAACUGUCCUGUCAUUGGAGAUAAGGAAGCUAAAAAAGAAAUUGGACCCAUCUUACAUAAAGAGCGAGAGAAUGCUAGUUUCUCUUUUCGCCAACCGUAACUAUGAUGAGAAGCCGGAGGUUGCUCUUCCAAGUGGAAUAAAACUGAAAGUGACUGAGACCGAGAACAUACUGAAAAAAAAGAUCCUGGAAUCGAAGAGCAGACAAUUUUUGGAGAAGGACAAGCGCAUUUUGGAAGAGCUGAAGAGCCUGCACUGUGACCCACAUCCAUUCUGCACAGUUUUGCCAUCAGAGUCAGACUUCACGUUUUGGAAGAUUCUCCUGCAGGGGCCACCUGACACGCCUUACGAGGAUGGAGUGUUUGAACUGUACUGUCAGUUUGGCGCCGAGUACCCAGUCAAACCUCCACUAAUGCGCUUUGUCACACCUGUGUACCACUGCAACAUUAACUCUGUGGGCCGAAUAUGCCACAACAUAUUUGACCGCAGCUACAGCGCUCAUGUAACCAUGAGAGAGAUCUUGGAUGCUGUGUAUGGCGUACUCAUCGUCCCCGAACCUGAAGACCCACUGGACAGCAUUUUGGCAGAGGAGUACCUGACCAGUAGAGGAGUGUAUGAGGAAGAGGCCAAGAGAAACACAGAGAUGGUGGCAGGCCAUUCGUUGGGUGACAUUGAGAAGAAAUUGUUGGGUGAAGAGUUAACUGAGAAGUUCGUACCUUCGCACCUGACUUGUCCUCUAACAAACAAGCUGUUUGUUGAUCCAGUGAAAACCCCCACUGGAACGGUGUAUGAAAGAAAUGCCAUUGAGAGACAUUUAAAGAGACGAUGGAUUGGGACUGAUCCAAAAACAAAUACAAACAUGACAAGAUCUGACCUUAAGCCAUACCAAGAAAUGAGAAAAAUGGUGAGGGACUAUCGCCAACAGCAAAUUCAGGAGAACGAUGUUUAAAACACAGCAUUUUUUUAAAAAUGUUUUUCAGUGAAACGUCAUUAAUGAUGAUGGAUCUACAGUGGCCUACUGGGUGAGGAACAAAAGUAUGUUCAAAAUUAUAUAUAACUGACGUUUGUAUGGACACUUUUUGAGUGUUGCAAGUAUAGUAUAAUUUUCUUGUAAACUCUUGUCCACCUGUUGACUUUCUAGGUAUUAAAUGUGUUGUGUACUACAGUUUAAUUGCAAAUAGGACAUUCCCAGUGUGAUAUGGUGCUCUGUUUUGUUUGUUUUUUUAUGAGGAAUGUCCAUAUUAAUCAUAGUGAAGGAGUGGUUCAAUCUUCAACAGCAAAACUAAGGGUAUGUUAUCCACCAUGCCAUGCUGGCUGUUAUUUUAGAAGAGCAGCUCUCUGUAACAUGCCUUUUCAUUGUUUUAUGCUUCCAUGUUUGGCCACUUGGUGGUGCAGCUAUAUUACACAAUUGCCAUUUAGUUGAGUUGUCUGUAUCCUGAUGUGGGACAAUUCAUCCCACAUGUAAUGGAGACCUGUAUGUGGUGG